Arabidopsis thaliana (thale cress) is the source of this 780-nucleotide messenger RNA. RefSeq lists its product as uncharacterized. The coding region runs from base 284 to 490 and encodes 68 amino acids. The transcript is spliced from 4 exons. The record is from RefSeq and is marked reviewed. NCBI's taxonomy places the organism in Eukaryota, Viridiplantae, Streptophyta, Magnoliopsida, Brassicales, Brassicaceae.
GUCUGAAACUCAUUAUUGGCUAAGCAAGUAGCCACGUAGCGCAAUUAUCCACCGUUGAAUAGUUCACUAAUGCAAACGACGUCGUUAUUGGAAUAAAACAGAAACCGCAUACGUCGAUUUUGUUCUCUCUCUGCGGACGAAGCUCUCUCUCUUUAGCUUCGAUCUCUCCCUCGCUUCGAUCUCUCUCUCGACUGCUACUCCUGGAAUGUACAUUUGUUGAUGGAAGUUUCUUCAGAAUUGAUUUCAAAAUCUCUGAGCUGAAGAUUCUUGACUUGGAACAAAUAUGCCUCACAGAACAAGGCCGUUGAAGGGACUCUUGCUUUUCACUGGAAUAAACUUUGUGUUGGUGCAGACCAUUACUCCAGUCUAUGACUUUGUCUGCUUCUUGCCUUACUGGGAGAGAAGGAGAGAGCGAAUCCGGCAGGAGCGUGAAGCCGCAGCUGCAUCCUUAAACUCAACACAAAAAGCUACUCAAGCAUCUGUUGGAUGAUGAACUCUUCUCUACAUCUUCUCAGUCUCUUAAAUCAGAAUUCCUCUUUGUAAGAAACUAGUUACCCUCUGAUUACUGAAUAUCUGAGAAGGCAUGUUCACAUUUCUGCUCUGAGCUUAGAUUCAUUGUAGCAAAUCUUGAAAGUUUCUGUGGAUUUUUCAAACACGUGUUAUUAAUCGUAGAUACUUUCAAAGAUUCUGAUCAUUGCCAAGAUCCAUGAACCCUACAUGUUUUUGAUAAGUGAGAUAGACUAUUAGAAAAAGGAACAACAUUAUAUUAUUUUCUUGAAA